Phoenix dactylifera (date palm) is the source of this 676-nucleotide messenger RNA. Lineage: Eukaryota; Viridiplantae; Streptophyta; Magnoliopsida; Arecales; Arecaceae. The record is from RefSeq and is a predicted model, not a curated record.
UCUUAUGCGGACUCCUCCUCCUCUUCCCCCUCUCGAGUGCGCUGUGCUCAUGAAUUUAUGUAUAAAUAUCACCCUAAUGACCCACCCAUCCUCCCAUCUCCCCAGGCCACAGUUUGCUAGCUCGGCAGGAAGGAAUCAUGAAGCAUACCUCUCGCUUCCAUGUGCUUCUUCCCCUCCUCCUCCUCGUCAUCAUCCUCUCCGUCCACACAACAAGAGCUUCUCGUCUCCUCCAACAGCCAGAACCUGGACGACAAGAUGUGAGGGUUGAUGAUCUUCCACUACCGGGUGAUGCAGCAGAGAUGGAGGAAAAAUAUUCCCGGCAGGAGUGUCAGGAAGAAGAUGAGGAAUGUUUGAAGAGGAGGAUGAUCUCUGAGGCCCAUUUGGACUACAUCUACACGCAGCACCAUAAGCCAUAGAAGAAGGGGAAACAAGUAGGGAAGCGAGCACGCAUCUCAACUUGAACAAACCACCGAUGAUCGGUUCUUACAAGGCUGUUGUCAUGAGUAUCUAGUAUAUAUCAAAUAUUUCUCACCAAACCCUAUGAUAUGAUAACCUGGAACGGGCUUAUAAUAGUAUGGAGUAUGUUUUGCGGCCAUGUUGCCAAGUAUUGUAAGUGGGAAUGAUAUGAACCGAAACUACCUUAGCAUGCAACUACUAUAUAUUUUCUCCUUCUCCA